AUGACAUCCUUUCAAGAAGUCCCAUUGCACAUGUCCAACUUUGCACAUGUUAUCUUUCAAAAUGUGGCCAAGAGUUAUCUUCCUAAUGCACACCUGGAAUGUCAUUACACCUUAACUGCACAUAUCCAUCCACAUCCAAAAGAUUGGGUUGGUAUAUUCAAGGUUGGAUGGAGUACUGCUCGUGAUUAUUAUACAUUUUUAUGGUCCCCUAUGCCUGAACAUUAUGUAGAAGGAUCAACAGUCAAUUGUGUUCUAGCAUUUCAAGGAUAUUACCUUCCAAAUGAUGAUGGAGAAUUUUAUCAGUUCUGUUAUGCUACCCAUAAGGGUGAAAUACGUGCAGCAAGUACACCUUUCCAGUUUCGAGCUUCUUCUCCAGUUGAAGAAUUGCUUACUAUGGAAGAUGAAGGAAAUUCUGACAUGUUGGUGAUGACCACAAAAGCUGGCCUUCUUGCGUUGAAAAUUGAGAAAACCAUGAAAGAAAAAGACGAACUAUUAAAGCUAAUUGUUGUUCUGGAAAAAGAAACAACACAACUUCGAGAACAAGUUGGAAGAAUGGAAAGUGAACUUAAUAAGGAGAAAGAAAAAUGUGACCAACUACAAGCAGAGCAAAAGGGUCUUAUUGAAGUCAAAAGUUUAAAAAUGGAAAAUGAAGAGCUGAAGAAGAGAUGCAGUGAUGCUACAUCCAAAGCUCUCCAACUUGAAGAAGAUAUUGUGUCAGUGACACAUAAAGCAAUUGAAAAAGAAACGUAACUAGACAGCUUGAAAGACAAGCUUAGGAAGGUACAACAUGAAAGAGAACAACUUGAAAGUCAGUUAAAGACAGAAAAGGAUGAGAAGGAACUUUAUAAGGUACAUUUGAAGAACACAGAAAUAGAAAUUACCAAGCUUGUGUCAGAGGUCCAGACUUUAAAGAAUUUACAUGGGAACAAAUAAAGCGUGAUUACUCAUGUCAAAGAAGAGAAUGGUAGACUGCAGUUCUGUUUGGCUGAAAAGGAAAAUCUUCACAGGGCUUUUUUGCUUAUCGCUUCAAAUAAGGAAGGUACGUUUGUUUUAAAGGAGCAACUUCAUAAGGCAGAGGAACAGGUUCAGGCAACUCGGCAAGAAGUUGUCUUUCUGGCUAAAGAGCUUAGUGAUGCUGUCAAUGUAUGAGAUAAGACGAUGGCAGAUCUACAUACUGCACGUUUGGAAAAUGAGAAAGUAAAAAAGCAGUUAGCAGAUGCAGUGGCAGAACUUAAACUGAAUUCUGUGAAAAAAAAUCAGGAAAAGACUGAUACACUGGAACACGAGCUGAGAAGAGAAGCUGAAGAUCUGAAACUUCUUCAGAUGGCGGCAGACCAUUAUAAGGAAAAAUUCAAAGAAUAUCAGAGACUCCAGAAACAACUAAAUACACUUUCAUACCAAUCAGCCAAUAAUAAUAGUGUCCUCACAAAGAAAAUUGGGAGUCAGCAGAAAGCGAAUGAUGCCUCAAUAAACACAGACCCAGUUACUACUGCUUCCGCAGCUGAGACCGAGUUUGACAUGGUAACAAAGGGGCAAGCCUGUGAAAUGACCAAAGAAAUUGCUGAAAAAACAGAAAAGUAUAAAAAAUGUAAACAACUCUUGCAGGAUGAGAAAACAAAAUGCUAUAAAUACGCUGAUGAACUUGCAAAAAUGGAGCUGAAAUGGAAAGAACAAGUGAAAAUUGCUGAAAGUGUUAAACUAGAACUAGCUGAAGUAGAAGACAAUUAUAAACUUCAGUUGGCAAAGAAAGACAAAGAAAUAAAUGGUCUAACUUCACACUUGGAUAACAUCUCCAGGGAGAAGGAAAUUAAAAGGAGUCUAGAAAAUCAAGCAGAAAGAAAAAUGGAAGGUCAGAAUUCCCAGAGUCCACAGCAGGUCUCACAAUGUCUCAACACAUGCUCAGAGCAAAAUGGUCAUGUUCCUGCAGUGCCAAAUAAACAACCAGUUCUGCAGUAUGGUAAUCCUUAUGCAGCACAAGAAACAAGAGAUGGAGCAGAUGGUGCUUUUUAUCCAGAUGAAAUUCAGAGGCCACCUGUUAGAGUACACUCUUGGGGACUGGAAGACAAUGUUGUCUGCAGCCAACCUGCUCGAAACCUUAGUCGGCCUGAUGAUUUAGAAGACCCUGAGGAUAGCAAAGAAGACAAGAAUGUACCCACUGCUCCUGAUCCUCCAAGUCAGCAUUUACACGGGCAUGGAACAGGCUUUUGCUUUGAUUCCAGCUUUGAUGUUCACAAGAAGUGUCCCCUCUGUGACUUAAUGUUCCCUCCCAACUAUGAUCAGAGCAAGUUUGAAGAACACGUUGUAAGUCACUGGAAGGUGUGCCCAAUUUGCAGCGAGCAGUUCCCUCCUGACUAUGACCAGUUAUGCUUUGAAAGGCAUGUUGAGACCCAUUUUGAUCAGAAUGUUUUAAAUUUUGACUAGUUACUUUUAUUAUGAGUUAAUACGGUUUAGCAGUUUAAAAAAAUCACCUCCAGUAGACCACUUAGGAGACUACAAGGUGUAGCUUCACCCUUCCAUGCACCCUCUUCCACACUUCUGACCAAGAGCUACUUUGCAGUUUGGUGUUGUUACUAAGGUUAGGGUUGAUCUUUGGCUUAUCAAUAAAUAUAAUUUUAACCUCUGUUAAUCU
Messenger RNA from Trichechus manatus latirostris (Florida manatee), 2629 nucleotides. RefSeq names its product tax1-binding protein 1 homolog. Gene Ontology annotation, biological process: negative regulation of apoptotic process. Lineage: Eukaryota; Metazoa; Chordata; Mammalia; Sirenia; Trichechidae. The record is from RefSeq and is a predicted model, not a curated record.